CGGGGGCGACAAGAUCCACUGUCUACCUCCCUUCUCUCUCCCAUUCUUCCCGCCCAACCGUACCACCGUCCCUCCACCCCUGGGUCCCCUCUUUACCCACACACGACGGCAUUACACCUCCGAUGCAGAGACAGAGACAGCGACAGGGGCAGGGGAGUGACGACGGCGACGAUGCCCGGCGAAACGAGCGAUGGAGGAGGGGAAGACAUCAACGGCGGACAAGGCCGCCAUAUUGAAUCACUCUCGUUAAUUUUUGCGCAGAGGCGGUGUGAAUUUUUUCUCCUUGCGCGGAAGGUAGCAGCUCAAGGUUGGUGUCUGGGAUUCGCGUAUCGUCAUGAACGUUUUCGCGGUUACUGCUGGCACGCGUCAUCCCCUGUCCAUUUAAUCAGACUCUCUUCCUCUCUUUCUCUGUGUAUACGUACAUAUUUUGUUUUCGUGUUUGUUACAACACGGAGCUGGUUCAGCCACAGUUUAGAGGAAGCCGCGAGGGACAUGGUUGAAACAAUGCGCGGGUACGCCAGACGAAAAAGAUUCACGAAAACAUGCGGAAAUCGCGCGUGUAUGAUCGCGAGGCGGUGAAGUGUGCUCGUGAUAGGGAGGAACACUCAAGAGAAGUGAAGUGUAUGCGUACACUGACUGCGGUAUGUCGUGUGCGCCAUGUCAUUGUACGUAAGCGAUAGUAUAGAGUAAUAUAUCGUAGUGGAGUGGAGUGAAGUGGAGUGGAAAGCGACCAGACCGCCUUGCCUGCCUAACUGUCUACCUAACAGCGUGCCUCUCUACCUGCUGCUUCUCCUGGUUGUCGUCUUUGCCUGCCGCCUAUCUACACUAGCCUCUACCUGUCUGAUUGUGCCCCAUUUGUACGUCCGUUUUAUGUCCAAGAGUCGACUGACUUUGCAUGUCAAGUCGAUUUACACAAAUUCGGAUCAACCUUUUCAUUGACCUCCUCUCAGUACAGGGCACCCUUCUCCCCCUUCCACAGUCUUGUACCGCUACGCUUAGCUGCCAUUGUGCCGAGACGCCACUUCCGAAGCAUCAAAUUCAAUUCUUCGAUUUUCGUCACCGCCAUCAAAUUCUUCCUUCCGAGAUACAAGUUUUCGGUAAAGAAAGAUUGAAAAGAAAGGGGACGCAGAAUAUAGGACUGCCGGCAGCCUCAGCAAAGCGCGCCAAUAUCCUCGUGCACGAUCUCGAACCACCGAUAUAUUUCCUUCUUUGAACGUCUUUGAAUACCACGAGAGGUUAGGUUAGGACAUUUGCUUCCGUGGAUAUCGGCCGAUCGUCUUGCAAACUGAACACGAUCUUUUUAUCAACUAUUUUAAGUACCGCGAAGUUAAUCGCGUUACCGGUGGUGUUCUACUGUGGUGUUGUGAUUGCGUCCUUUGCAAGCGGAGACGCAACUUGCCUUUGAAAUAAAAAGAGGGAAGAGCAGAGAACCACGAUGCUCCGGUGCAUAUAGGAAUGCUCGAACGGAAAUUUUUGAGUUGCUGAAUUUAAAAGAAUGGAAGCCAUGGAUUUGGACGGGGAUGCGGUUGUUGACUUGAGUGUUAGCAGCAGUAGCAGGAGAAAUUCUCCAUCGAUAACUGUUAACUCUGGUGACGUUGGAGUUCCAUUAGAUUUAGGUGUUCACUUUUCUUCAAGUCCUAAUGUGGACAACAACAUGCCAGAAGCACGUAAUAUUCAGAAUGCAGCAAGAGGCAUUUUGGCUCCCAAGUCUGGAGAUGAUAGGAAAACUCGUCGUAAUCUUAGACCUAGAAUUGAAAUAAGUUAUGCAGAAACUCCUGAUGAACGUAGAAUAAAUGGUUAUGUGAAUGGAAAUGCAGACAGCGAUGAAGGUGAUAUGCCUCCUUUGCCACCAAUAAAAGAAUUAUCAUCGGAUGAGUUGGCUGAACGUGAGAGAACACUUAGAAAAUUAAGGGAGGAACUUAGAUCUGAGGAAAUGAAAUUGGUAUUACUGAAGAAAUUAAGGCAAUCUCAGCAAUUGAAAGAAAACAUUGCUGCUGUCCCUAAAGUACCAAGUAAAUUACCCCCACCAGUUACAGUACAACCAACUCCGCAUAGUAACGUACCUGUUUCCAGUCAUAGGACAGGCAAGGCACCACCACCUUUGCUUAGAGGACAACCUGCACCCAGUAGAAGCAGUAGUUUACAUGCACCACCACCUGGAAUGUUAUUACCUCCCACAGUUGGACGAAGUUCUACUUCUAGUACUGGAAUGCCACCUAACAUGGUCAUACCACAACCACCUCAUCCUAGAGGCAGGCCACCUAGUGCGACACCAAAUGUAUCAAAUUAUCAUGCACCUGCAGACAGAACUGAGAGGUCCACGAAAGAUCCAACACCCACUCCAGCACAUCAAGUAAGUAAGCUGCUUGUUGGACCUCAAGAAAAUAAAACCACCGCAUCCUUAAGCACACCUGUGAUUUCAGAGCAGGAAAGACCAAGGGAUGAUAAUCAGACACCUGCACAACGUCAGGCAGCUGCUAAAUUGGCUUUAAGAAAACAACUCGAAAAGACCUUGUUACAAAUACCGCCUCCGAAACCACCGCCACCGGAGAUGCACUUCGUGCCAAAUCCGUCUAAUACGGAAUUUAUAUACUUGGUGGGUCUGGAGCAUGUAGUUGAUUUUAUCACUAAAGAACCAGCUAUUCCACCACCUCCGGAACCAUUUGAGUGUACUCAAUGUAAAACGGAUUUCACACCAGUGUGGAAAUGGGAAAAGCCUGUGACUGGUGGUAAAAAGGAAGGUCCAAGAGGGCAACAUGCAACUUUCCAAAGACCUCCAGCAGGUCGUGAUCCUCGAGUUAUAUGCGAACAUUGUGUAACGACCAAUGUUAAAAAGGCUCUUAAAGCAGAGCAUACUAAUCGGUUAAAAACAGCAUUUGUAAAAGCACUGCAGCAGGAACAAGAAAUAGAGCAAAGGUUGGCGCAAGCAGCGUGCCCUAGCCCAGACCCACCAGCUCCUAAACCAGUUCCUAAAGCAGCUACUCCUACGAGAAGAGUAGCAACACCACCAGCCCCUCCACCACAAGUUCCACCCACACCAACAUUAGCGCCAACUCCACCAGCACCCAAGUUACAAGAGCAUCCUCUUGUUAAAUUGGCAGAAAGCGGAAAAUUCAGCCCACAUCACGCUGCUGCGGCUGCUUUACAACAACAGUUGCUCAGAGAACUGGCAAAAAAUCCAGUACCAGGCCUGCCACCUCAUCAACCUCUUCCUGCUCACAUGAUGCCACCAUUUACCUCGAUAUUAUAUCCCUACCAAAUAGCGAUGGCGCAAGCUGGCGGAAAAGGUCUCGCAGAAUUACAACGACAAGCGGCAGACUUGCAACGCCAAUAUUUGCUUGAUAUGAUUCCAUCACAAGCAUCUCAAGCACAGGGCAACCAGGCACCACCUCGAGCCCAUCCACAUAAUUGGAAAACGUAACCGGACGCAUUUAAAGAUCGACCAUUAAACGCAAAUAAAUGAAACUGUGCAGAACUGUGUUAGAGAAUAUUGAGAAUUAAGGAUACUCGUAUUCUUUUUCCAUGAUAAUGUACUAAAUGGAAAUUUUUCAAUGGAGUGUGAUUGUUACACUUUCAUGACAGUUCUAGAAUAAUGUACCGAUCUGUGUAUGAUUGGUAUCUUUAUUUACAAUAUGAAGCUCAAACUUGGAACAAUGGAACAAGACACUUCCUGUAUUAUUGUGAAAAUGGAAGAAUUUUAACCAUCAUUUUGUGGAUAUGCAUUGAUGUGUGAGUGUGAGUUUUGAUUGUUACCCGGAAGGUUCGAUGUUUUGUCGUCUCGAACAAAUCUAAACUUUCAGUUAAUAAUACACAAAUGAUAAUUAGCGUAAUUUCCUUGAUGAUUUUCAAAAGGAGAGAGAGAAUUAAAUGUUCACGUUUAACUCAAAGGCCAACAAUUAAAAAAUUCUCUAAUUGGUUUCUUUUAAGAGCAAUAUCUAUUCUUUUGUUUUUUGUGUUACAUUAUGUUGGUACUAACAAUAUUACAAAAGAAUAAUAGGUGAAUGUCAAUCAAUUGGAGUAAGUGCAUAAUAACUUGGACGCACAUAAAUGAAUAUAAUUGCUUCAAUUAUUACAUUAUAUAUAUUGUAUCUACAUAAAGAACCAAGUGGACAUUUAUAAGGCACUAAAGACAGUACUAAGUGUUACAUGAUCAUAGAAGAAAUUUGUUGAUCCACAAUAGUAGACAUAAUCGGAGAGGAAGAGAGCGAACGAACGAGCGAGAGAGGGAAAGAAAGAAAGUGGGACUGAGAAAGUGAACACGUAUAAGUACGUGAGGUAAAGUAAAAUUGAGAAGAAAAUGGGAUCUUUUUUAGACCCUUGAUAUAUUAUGGUUAAGCCAACCUUUGUCGCUGGUUUGAAUAAUUUUUUUAACCAUCAGCGGUACCUGUGCUAUGUGUAUAUCUCUUUAUUUUCUUCAAACUGUGAGUAUUUUUAAGACAAUUAUAAUAAUUGCGAAAGAAACAAGUGCGAGAGCAAGAGCGAAUGAGAGAGAAAGCUGUAGAUUACUGAUGAGAGAAAACGAAAAAGAAACAAGCGAUCUUUAUAAAAAAAAUGUGUGUCACUGAUAUAGUGAAAAAAACGAAUGUGGGUGUGAUAGAUAUGUUUUCCGUUUUUUUCUUUUUUUUUUAUUUUUCUUUUUUUGUCGUUAUUACGGAAGAACAGAGAAUGAGUAUUCAACAUGUUUAAAAGAAUAGAUAGAGUGACACGAGUGUCAUUCGCGCACAAAUCGUAGGAAUUUCGUGAUAAGACAUUUUCGGGCUCAUUUUGAUGCAAGGUGCAUUUAAAAAAGGAAAAGUAAAAAAGUAAAAAAAAAAAAACGUGGAACGAAAAAGAAUAUAUAAAAAAUGGAGAAAAGAAAGAAAGAAAAUCUAUCGAUUAAGAUGUAAAUUACUAAUGAUAGCGCGAUUGAUUUCAUGUGUCACGUUGAUGUAAAAGUAUUUAAUGAAUUUAAACAGAUCGUAUGUAUCCGAAGUUUUUCCUGAAGGAAGAAACAAAAAGCGAUUUAUGUGGCAGAUCGCCGAAUUUUUAUGAAAUCCUCUCUUCUGAAAAAAAGAACAAAACGAAAAAAAAAGUUUAUCUGCACAUUAAAAGGAGAAAAGAAAAAAGAAAGAAAGAACGAGUUUAACAAAGCAAAAUCUCUCCGGCACACAUCCCAAGCAAUACUUAUUACCACUUCCACUUUUAAAUAAUCUGAUUUUUCAUUGAUUACCGGCUAAUUAACCGAUCUUGGUCACAAUUUCCGAAUCACUAAAUAUAUAGUUAACUGUAGUCUUGAUAUUUCUCGGUAUAUGAUACAAGUUAAUAAACUAAAAAUAGCAUAAUCAAUCUCUCUUUGUACUACGUGAUAGAUUUUGAACUCAUACUUGAUAUACAUGUACACCGUAAUAAGUCUAUCGAUCGCAUAAUAGAUCAAGAUCUGUGUUUUUUGUGUAAGAAGAAUCGAAGUAAUGUCAUUGUUGUCAAUUGUCAUUUUUGCCAGGACGCUACCGCUGUCAUCCUCUUGAUCGUAAACAAAAGAAAAAAUAGGCAAAAAAAAAAUGAAAAAGAAA
Bombus pascuorum is the source of this 5549-nucleotide messenger RNA. RefSeq names its product transcriptional repressor p66-beta (gene simj). The record is from RefSeq and is a predicted model, not a curated record. Bases 1496 to 3421 code for a protein of 641 amino acids. Gene Ontology annotation, biological process: negative regulation of transcription by RNA polymerase II. Lineage: Eukaryota; Metazoa; Arthropoda; Insecta; Hymenoptera; Apidae. Gene Ontology annotation, cellular component: NuRD complex. The transcript has 10 exons.